This is a messenger RNA of Ahaetulla prasina, 3324 nucleotides long. It is a transcript of the gene FKBP4, whose product is annotated as FKBP prolyl isomerase 4. Lineage: Eukaryota; Metazoa; Chordata; Lepidosauria; Squamata; Colubridae. The record is from RefSeq and is a predicted model, not a curated record. Gene Ontology annotation, molecular function: protein binding; peptidyl-prolyl cis-trans isomerase activity. The coding region runs from base 203 to 1576 and encodes 457 amino acids. The transcript has 10 exons.
GCCUCCUCCUCCUCCUCCUCCUCUUUCCCCCGCUGUGGGGGCGCCUCGCUUUCCGGGGGGGCCGCUCUCUCUCCUCUUUCUCGCUCUACCCUGCUUGCGCGCGCAGCUUUCUCCCUGUCCCCUCCCCCUUGCCGCGCCGCCUGCUGGUCCCGCGCGCGCGACCGAGCGAGCACCGAGCUUCCCUCAGAGCAGCGGCGGCGCCAUGGCGGCGGAGGAGCGCGGGGACGAGGAGAUGAGCGCGGCGGAGGCGGCGGCCGCGGCGGCCGCGGAGGGCCUCGACAUCACCGCCAAGUGCGACGGCGGCGUCCUCAAGGUGGUCAAGAAAGAAGGGACGGGCACCGAAUGCCCUAUGAUAGGGGACAAAGUCACUGUCCACUACACCGGAUGGCUUCUGGAUGGCUCCAAGUUUGACUCCAGCCGGGACCGAAAGGACAAGUUCUCCUUCGAUUUUGGAAAAGGUGAGGUGAUCAAAGCGUGGGACAUCGCUGUGGGAACCAUGAAGAUUGGGGAACUUUGCCACAUUGUCUGCAAACCGGAAUAUGCCUACGGCUCUGCCGGCAGCCCCCCUAAGAUACCCGCUAACGCCACCUUGUUUUUUGAGGUAGAACUGUUUGAGUUCAAGGGAAAGGACUUGACCGAUGAUGAAGACGGGGGAAUAAUUCGGCGGAUCCGAAAGAAAGGAGAAGGCUAUUCCAAACCCAACGAGGGAGCCUUGGUAGAGGUUGAAAUUGAAGGUCGGCAUGGAGACCGCGUCUUUGACAAACGGGAGUUACGGUUUGAAGUAGGAGAGGCAGAGAACUAUGACCUCCCUCCAGGCGUGGACAAAACAUUACAGAAAAUGGAGAAGCUGGAAGAGGCUGUGGUUUACCUCAAGCCCAGCUACGGCUUUGGAAGUGUUGGGAAACCAAAGUUUCAAAUCCCGCCAGAUGCCGACUUGCAAUACGAAAUCAAACUCAAAAACUUUGAAAAGGCAAAAGAGCCCUGGGAGAUGAACACCCAAGAGAAGCUGGAACAAGGCACCAUUGCAAAAGAAAAAGGCACCCAGUAUUUCAAAGAGGGGAAAUACAAGCGAGCCACGUUACAGUAUAAGAAAACCGUAUCGUGGCUGGAGCAUGAAACCGGCCUGUCGGAUAUGGAGAAAGCCCAAUCCAGGAACCUGAGGCUCGCCGCCCAUCUCAACCUGGCCAUGUGCCAUUUAAAGCUGAAAGAGUAUUCUCAGGUCUUGGAAAACUGCAAUAAGGCCCUGGAAUUGGACAGCAACAACGAGAAGGGCCUCUUCCGGCGAGGCGAGGCGAGGCUGGCCGUCAACGACUUCGAGUUAGCCCGGGCCGAUUUCCAGAAGGUGCUACAGCUCUACCCAAGUAACAAAGCGGCCAAAGCCCAGCUCCUCAUCUCCCAGCAGAAGAUCCGCCAGCAGCACGAAAGGGAGAAAAAAAUGUACGCCAACAUGUUCCAGAGAUUGGCAGACAAAGAAACAAAGGUGGAAGCUGACGCAGGAUGCAAAGAAGAGGCGGACCUGAAAGACGGCAAACAGAAUGGGGUGGAGGAAAAAACAGAAGUCGACAUAGAAAUUUGAGGCUUGAAAGUUGACCCGUUUAGUUUUCUAAAACUGAAGAAUUUCCAGUGAACUAGACCUUUAUUUUUCUAUCUUGAUUCGGUAAGGGGCAACGGCUGGGGGGCUGUUUAGUGUCUCUUUAAUAGGAAACGGUGGCAGAACACAGAACCAAGUAACGUUUGAUGUAUUAUUUAUUCGGACAUGCAUCCUUUACUCUGUCGUUGUUGAGCUUGAAAAGUUCUGUUAGGGUCCCUUCUUUCGGUUUCCUCAUCUCCCUGGCAUCCUUCUCAGGUUCCAGCUUGGCCUAAUCAAAUCCCAUUUUAUUCCCCCUUCUUUACUUCCCCCACCCCAUUUUUAAAGAAAGUUUUAUCUGCACAUGCACACAGCUAUUGCAUGAGAGGCCUAAAACGCAAAAGAAUUCCCUUUUCUGCUGCAGCCUAACAUUCUCACUUCGGGUCUUGUCGCCACGGAUGCUCAUCUGUUCCAGGCCAGGGGUGGCCACUUUUCUUGUUAAGGGCUCCUCUUCCUGCAGGAGAGGGAAAAACAACAACAACCCCAAAACUUGAGCAGUAAACUGUGAAGUCUGGAGGCUGGUAGUAGCCCUCGGACUGUUAAGUGCAGAUAUUCCUCCUCCCCGAUUUUCACUCGACAUCAGCAACGCCAGAGAUACGAGUUCGAUAAAUGACUUUCCGCCAAGGGCAUCCACCAGCAGGGGGUUUGGAAUAAAAGAGGAAAUAUCAAAGGGCAGACAAACAACAUCUGGCCAGACAUGGCUGUGACCUUAGCCAUGUUUGGAAGGAGGCCACCCACAUGCCCUAAGCCUCCACAAACACCUGCCAGUUGGAGACCAUCCUUCUACACCGGGGGGGUCUCCAACCUUGGUCCCUUUAAGACUUGUGGACUUCAACUCCCAGAGUUCCUCAGCCAGCUUUGCUUUCCACAAAUCUUAAAGGGACCAAGGUUGGAGACCCCUGUUCUACAGCAACCCAGUGGGAUCUGCAGCGGGGUCAGAAAUUCGUGUCCUGCGGGGACUUCCCUAUUCCCCCCAACCUUCAUUUAGCACAGAAAGUCGUAACUGAGAUAGAUCAGCUAUUCCCACUAGGACAUGUUGCCUAGCUACGUUUCCACAAUUCCUGCCCACAGCUUGCGCCAACAGGUUUUGCUGAAAAGCCCACUUGUUCAGCCAGGUGGGAGAAAGGAAGGUCAGAAGUCCAGCAGCUCAAGAAGUCAUGGGCGGGGGUGGGGGAGAGGAAAUUACUCGUCGGAAUAAAAGCCUAAUGCAGGUCAAGGAACGGAUCACGGAGAUCUGAUCGACGGGCGGGAAAGCAGGACCAGGAUUUAAGCUUCCACCUCAAUUGGACUCGCUUGGAAAAAUGGGAUAUUCAUGCCUCGGAUAAUUUGGAAGGAGGACGUCAAACCUUGAGAGCAUGGUACCGUGCGCAGCAUUUAAGGCACUUUGUGAGCCUGUGCUUGGAUGAGUUUUGAAGGACGUCUUCCAAGUUAUCAUUCCUCUUGUCUUUUGUUACUUUUGUGGUGAGCUCUCUGGCUUGUGACCUCGGAAUACAUGGCAGCCCACCCGUGCAUUUUAGAAGCCGUUAGGGCCAAGGCAGAUGUGGAUAGGCAGACCCGAGGCUGUGUGCAUUAAGGGCUGAUGACUUCUGAAAGAAAAGCGAACAUGCGCGGAGUCAUUUCAUAAUUGGCUUUUUAAAACAAUUAAUGCAACCCUGCUGUUUUUUGCCCGUUAUGCAGAUUAAAACUGUAUAAUCUCU